GUGUCUGUCAAACAGUUGUAAUUCUUUGUUUAUGUUUGUGUUUGAGGUGUUCAAUUAAUAAAUAGUAAAUUAAAAUAGAGAGAAUGAACCGAGAAAGGAGAAACAAUGCUGGUAACCGCAUGUCAAAGCUUCUCGAUGAAGAGGAGGAAUGCAAAGAUGACUUUUAUAAAACCAACUAUGGUGGCUUUGAGGAAACUGAAACCGAUAAUGAAUACGAGGCUGAAGGAGAUGAUGAGGAUAUUGUUGAUUCAGAUUUCAGUAUAGAUGAAAAUGAUGAACCUAUUUCUGACAAUGAAGAUGCUGAGGGGCAGAAGAAGAAGAGGAGGGUGGUCACAGGCUCAUACAAGGAACCAGUACAGAAACAAGAUAAACAGAAACCUAAAGUGAAGCCACCUAGGCCAAAAGUCAGUACUCCUAGACCACCAAGAAAGGAUCAUUCACUUUCCAUAGAAAUAAGUGAACGUAAGUCGAUACGAAAAUCGACGGCGGCGAAAACAGCGGCGACUGCACAGAGGAUUAAAGUUCGAAAUUUGGAGCAGAAGAGGAGACCGAAAAGGGCCAGAGAGGAGGAGUGGAUUCCAACUCAGGAAGAGUUGUUGGAGGAGGCUAAAAUUACAGAAGAAGAAAAUAUACAAUCGUUAGAGAAAUAUCAGAAGCUGGAGAAUGAAAAGAAAACGAAGAAAAUAUCCAAGAAGACUUAUAAUGGACCUAUAAUUAAGUAUCAGUCGUUGAGGAUGCCGCUGAUCGAAGAAUUGGACGACGUUAAGGAGAAAGAAGUGGAUGAAACUAAAGAUGGAGAGGAAAAGAAGUAUUAUGAACGAACGCUGAUCUCGUUCCUAAACGAUCCCAACGACGAGGUCUUCGACAAGUUCAUGAAGAAACGGGUGAAACUGCGACCCGCUCCGAAAGUCAAGUGCACUAUCACGAAUAUGCCUGCCAAGUACAUAGACCCGUUGACCUGUCUGCCAUAUCACAACAGCAGAUGCUUUAAAUUAAUAAGGGAAACGUACUACCAGCAGAUGGAAACGCACGGGGACAAGAGCAACGCCAAGGUGAACGAGUGGUUGAAGUGGUACGCGAAGAACAAGGACAGCGUCAAGUUGAGCGCUCUGGUGAGGUCGUCGAUGUUGAAGAACAUCAAGAAAGUUAUAUGAUGAAAGAGAAUAAAAAAUGUGCUUGUGAACUGAAA
Nicrophorus vespilloides is the source of this 1189-nucleotide messenger RNA. It is a transcript of the gene YL-1, whose product is annotated as vacuolar protein sorting-associated protein 72 homolog. Lineage: Eukaryota; Metazoa; Arthropoda; Insecta; Coleoptera; Silphidae. The coding region runs from base 84 to 1154 and encodes 356 amino acids. Gene Ontology annotation, biological process: chromatin remodeling; regulation of DNA-templated transcription. The record is from RefSeq and is a predicted model, not a curated record. Gene Ontology annotation, molecular function: ATP-dependent H2AZ histone chaperone activity. Gene Ontology annotation, cellular component: nucleus. The transcript has 7 exons.